This is a messenger RNA of Penicillium robsamsonii, 2688 nucleotides long. RefSeq lists its product as uncharacterized. NCBI's taxonomy places the organism in Eukaryota, Fungi, Ascomycota, Eurotiomycetes, Eurotiales, Aspergillaceae. The record is from RefSeq and is a predicted model, not a curated record. The transcript has 3 exons. Gene Ontology annotation, biological process: nuclear inner membrane organization. The coding region runs from base 1 to 2688 and encodes 895 amino acids. Gene Ontology annotation, cellular component: chromosome, centromeric core domain; mitotic spindle pole body; nuclear inner membrane.
AUGGCUUCUCUAUUUUCUAAGCGUUUGACCUGCUUUUAUUGUGGGAAGCGGUCCGCUCGCUCUCAUCGCGGACCUGUUCGCAAUUUCCACUGUGAACAUUGUGAGGCUGAUAACUUCUUCGACGAGAAAGGAGAAAUCACAGACCCACCAGCUGUGGUCACCAACGCCGAAGUCUACGCGCCUGGCGCAUCAGACUCGCGCUUCGAGUCGACUGACUUCGAUGGAUCCCAGUCAUUUUGCGCCAAAUGUGCUCGGAAUCAGCAUUUAUUUACAAGUUCAUUGGCUUCCUACUUUCCUCCCUCAGACGAUCCUACCGAUAGCGAAUACGAACGCGGGUAUGAGCAGUUCCGCAGAAGUCUGGAGGACCGAUACCCCCAGGUUUGCGAGUCGUGCGAACCUAUCGUGAAAUCUCGCAUCAGAAAAGCUGGCUACGAAGCGAAAUCAGAUCACCUCAGGCGCAUGAUGGAUCAAAGUCGAGCAAACCGAGAAUCACGACAGGCGAGGAACCGGAGCUGGAGAAGCUUGCUUCUCUUUGUGGGUGCACUUGCAUAUUGGGCUAGUAUUGCUGGCCAGCUAGCGUGGAACUUGAUUAGUGUAGCCACCCUCGCCCAGGUCUCGCAAAAUCCCGAUUAUUUAUCCGACACCGAACGACCCCCAAUAACACCAAACUCUGUGAUCUCGUGUGUCGACCAGUCUAUCCGUUUCAAGCGCAUUCCCAGCGAAUGUUCGCCUGAUCUAGCACCAACUGCCGGUCUGGCAUUGAUCGCAGGUGCACUUUCGCUCUGGUGGAACCCAAAGCUACGCAUGAAGAUAGACGGAAUGCCCGGUAAAUUCCGUGGUCUUGCAGAGUACUACGAAGCCCAACUCAUCAUCAUGGUGGUACGAUGUGUUUUCUGGGCAGUGAUCAAGGAUCCGUCUGCCAGUGGGUUAGAACCCAAAUUGGCUCCGGCCUUCCAUGCUCUGAUGAUCGUUUUCACUAUUCUGUCGGUUUUGUUCUCUCGAUAUGUUGUCAGCUACUCUAGUCGUCCACUCGUCAAUUGGUCUGAUAAUAGCUGGGAAACUCAAUUCGAAUCUGCUAAGGCUUCUUCUUCUGCACUUCCUGAGUCACCGGUGUCGACUCGCAUCACAAGAUCUGGCGGAACACCGAAGGCGAACAAUGGUGGAUUACAACAACGCUUUCCGAUUGACAAAUUGGCUCAGCCUCAAUCACGAUCACCCAUUGAACAGUCGCUUGCAUUAACCUCCAAUCUUACGGAUAAUGAUGGCAUGGACUGGUCCCCUUCUAUCUCCCAUAACCUCCGACCGACUGUGACACGGCGAGAUCAGCCGUCCGUGCUGGACGGUCCUCAUCCAUUUCAGGGGCAGAUUCCAGCAGCCCCAAUUCCUCCUGCGUGGAAGCUUCGCACUCAGACUUCGACAAAGCCUAUCGAACAAGUGAUUCAGCCUAAUCCGUUCCACCGCAGUCCUACGCAACCGCAAGGGCAAUGGCAGCAAAGGCAUGCCGGUUCUGAACCAGUGUUCAAGGACCCAAAAUUCUUUCCUCCUCGCGAUCACGAUACAUCUACUGGGCUGGAAACACUGUUUGACCGUGCCUUUAAUUUCCAGUCUGAUUCUGCCCAGGGACCUGGCUGGCCUCAGCAGACACAGAACCAGGGCUCUACACGUCUCGAUGAGACGCAAAGCCACCUCUUUUAUGGGUGUUUGCGCCUAGGUCUGCUAGUUAGCUUCAUCAGUGCAUGGACUGUCUCUCAGAAUCACCAGGUCUUGAUCCCAGGAAAUUACGUGGAGAUCGCUGCCCUGGGUGCGGCAAGUCUUGUUGCGGGGUUUGCUUUGAUCACCAUGGUAAAACGGCCUCUUGUGGAAUGGAAUGGUAUGGAGAUUCUGAUUUCUAUCACCGAACUUGGCGUUGCUGUUCACAUGGGGGCACAUUUACCCACGGUUUCCCUUAAUCGGGACUACUUCGAUCGCUACGGCAAACUGCUCCUGGUUUUCAUGGCGGCACAGGAAACUAUGAACGUAUUCUCCUUCUACACUAAGGCCAGGCUAGAAAGCCGCCAGCACUCAGGAUCUGUAUCACCACAGUCGCAGCCACAAUCCCCGCACCAGAGCCAAUCGGGUGCUCUUGACUGGCCCACAAGUCAAUCUUCAUCCAAGUCUACACCUGAACCUCGAGUCAGCAGUCCCCCUGUGCACCGAUCAUUUGAGUCACAACCAUCCGCUCCUCCACUUUCGUUUGGCGAUACCGAAGCGGCCUCUAGUUUCUCUUCGGCAUUGCCUUCCGUGCCACAGUAUGGGCUUACCUCGUCUCGAACUGCCCAGUCGUUCCCCACUGGCACUCAGAACGUUUUCAGCCAAAAUCAGAACGGUUUCAACCAAAACAGAAACCCACAUAGUUUCACCAUGGAAUCUCUAAAGCAAAUCGACCCCGUGUCUGAUUAUGAGCGAGACUCAGACAGCGAGACUAUAGCCACAACUACAACUGCCGCUACAAAUUUCACUAACCACAACAUUCGGUAUGGGAAUAACGCCGGUCUGGGUUCCAACCCCUUUUACUCACCCCGGCGGACUGGUCUUGGAUCAGGCAUCGGCGGCUUGAGUUUGGAUGAUGAUCCUACUCCCCGCCGCAUGACUCGUAGCCAGACCCAGCAUGGACUGCUUGGUCGGCGUCCACCCAACUACGUCCGUUGA